UCAUAUUCAUACAUCCAUACACACAUACAUGCAUAUCCACUCAAAUCAUUAUUGCACUACGCUACUUUAUUAUAUUAUUGCUCACUACAUUUCACAUUACUCGCUCAUUCCCUGCUGUCAAUUGUCCCUUCUUCACCAAACCCCAAUAUAUACAUAUCGAUAUUAUCGCCGGAAAUUCAGCCGACUUAAUCGGAGGAGAAGAUUUCAUGGAGGUCCGUAACGACAGAGACGAUCACCACCCUCGCCAUCACCAAUCUCCCACUCCGUCCAAGCAAGGCAAAGCUCCGAUUAAUUCGGUCGACACCAAUUCCGUUACUCAGAGGUUACAAAAGGAGCUCAUGUCUCUUAUGAUGAGCAGUGAUGCCGGAGUAUCUGCCUUCCCUGAAGGGGAGAGCAUCUUUACUUGGAUCGGUACCAUUGAAGGUGGUAGAGGAACUAUGUAUGAGGGUUUAUCUUACAAGCUUUCUUUGCGAUUUCCCCUUGAUUAUCCUUUCAAGCCUCCCCAAGUGAAGUUUGAGACAAUGUGCUUCCAUCCAAAUGUUGACCAGUAUGGGAAUAUUUGCCUUGACAUUCUUCAGGACAAGUGGUCGUCAGCUUAUGAUUGCCGGACCAUUCUUUUGUCCAUUCAAAGUCUAUUAGGAGAGCCCAAUAUUGAUAGCCCUCUCAACAGCUCUGCUGCCGCACUUUGGAACAAUCAAGAAGAUUACAGACGGAUGGUGCACAAAAACUACAUGGCUGGAGAAACAUUCGAAACUUAAUAUGAAAAUCAUUGUAGUAAAAGCCUCUUUGGCACUCUUUCCUUUAAGAAAGGAAAUGAGGGGGGAACUGUGGCAUGCUUUCUCUCACAGCAUCGAUUAGAACCUCUCUAUCAUUUUAUCAUAAGUCGUCCCUGUAUACAAAUUGUUUUCAGUGGAAUAUUGUCAAUAUCAUGCUGUAUAGUUUGCCCAAUGAAAUUUAAUAUUUGUUGCAGUGAAUUGGAAAUUUAGUCCCUUCUUUAUUUCUCA
Daucus carota subsp. sativus is the source of this 1004-nucleotide messenger RNA. RefSeq lists its product as uncharacterized. The record is from RefSeq and is a predicted model, not a curated record. The transcript is spliced from 6 exons. The coding region runs from base 207 to 758 and encodes 183 amino acids. NCBI's taxonomy places the organism in Eukaryota, Viridiplantae, Streptophyta, Magnoliopsida, Apiales, Apiaceae.